CAGGAGUAUGACAAUGCGCGCGCUGUCUGUCUGACGUAGACAGGCGGAGGAGAAAGCACAACCUGCAGAUCUGUGACUUCCAUGAGGCGGUGGAUUCAUAAAUAGAAGAGCGCGCGGAUGGUUGUUUUCAUCUCCCCGGAGCGCGCGCGGCGCACCGAGGACGCACAAUAGAGCAUCCUGAUCUCCGUGUUUAAUUGUGGAUUAGAGGAGGAGGGGAGGAGGAGGAGGGGGGAGCACAACAAGGAAGGCGAGGAGACGCUCUUUAUUAUUAGGAGGUGGUGGAGGGGGUAGACGGAGUCGGAGGGAGCCCGGAGACCGUGGCGGGGACGACGGGAGCAAAGAGGACACCGACAGGCGGCGGCGGCGGCGCUCGGAUGGUGGAGCUGCUCCGGACGCGGCGACGAUGCGGCCACACUGCUGGGUGAUGGUAGCGCUGGCGGGGAUCAUGUCAUACCUCAGCCCGGAGAGAGCCCUCGGAGCCCCGCAGAGGGAAGUCUCUCAGACCAGGGCUGCAUCCCUCUCGCCUCCACCCUACGUUGUCAUCCUCAUCUCCUGCUCGGGGCUCGUCUCUUUUGUUCUGCUGCUCCUCACCUGCCUGUGCUGCAAGAGAGGAGGAGUGGGGUUCAAUGUAAGUCUUCAACAUGAGUUUGACAAUGCAGAGGGGGAGGAAUGCUCCGGGGGUUCCAGCCCCAUCCAGGAGGACAGUCUGUCAUCGUGUCCCUCCCUACCUGAGGUCUACACCUUACCGGUCAGAGACCGGUCCAGCUGCACCGCCCUGCAGGACGGAGCUGACUCAAAAUCUCAGUGUUUUAAAAGACACACUUUAAACUACCUUCAGGAGAUUGGAAAUGGCUGGUUUGGAAAGGUGAUCCUGGCUGAGGUGCUGUGUGACUGCAGCUCCUCUCAGGCGGUGGUGAAGGAGCUCCGAGUCAGUGCUAGCCCUCUGGAGCAGAGGAAAUUCCUCGCUGAAUCCGAGCCGUACAGGAGCCUCAAGCAUCCCAACAUCCUUCAGUGUUUGGGGCAGUGCAGUGAAAGCAUUCCCUUCCUGCUGGUCAUGGAGUUCUGUCAACUUGGUGACCUGAAGCGAUACCUUCGAGCUCAGCGCAAAUCAGAUGGGAUGACUCCAGACCUGCCAACCAGGGAUCUCUUGACUCUUCAGAGGAUGGCUUAUGAGAUCACCUCAGGCCUGCUGCACCUUCAUGAAAACAACUACAUCCACAGUGAUCUGGCUUUAAGAAACUGUCUUCUGACCUCUGACCUCACUGUCAGGAUCGGUGAUUACGGUCUAUCUCAUAACCAUUAUAAGGAGGAUUAUUACCUAACUCCAGACAAACUCUGGAUUCCACUGCGCUGGAUUGCUCCGGAACUACUGGAGGAAUACAGAGGAUCCCUCAUCGUUACCGACCAAACCAAAACCAGCAAUGUGUGGUCUUUGGGGGUGGUGAUAUGGGAGCUGUUUGAGUUUGGCGCUCAACCUCACAGGCAUCUGAGUGACGAAGAGGUGUUGACCUUUGUCAUUAGGGAGCGACAAAUCACACUGGCACAACCAAGACUCAAAUUGUCUCAUGCAGAUUACUGGUAUGAGAUCAUGCAGUCCUGCUGGCUCCCGCCGUCACAGCGCCCCUCUGUAGCUGAAAUAUUCCUCCUCCUCUCCUCUCUCCUGGCUGCUGAGCGAAGAGCAGCGAGAGGGAGUGUCGGGGAUGAAGAUGAAGAGGAUGAAGAGUACGAGGAGGGCAGAGGAAGGAGAGGGGAGAGCGAAGAGUCGUUUGAAAGGCGCUGGGAUCUGCUCCGUCCUCCUGCCUUACAGAAUGCAGCAAACGAGCGGCACAGGGACAGAGAGUACUGCCGGGAGGGCAGAGACAACUCCUACCCGCUGCUGGACCCUGUGGGGAACUGUAUCACGCCAUCCUCGACCGAGCUGGACGACAUCCUGACAGUCACAGAAACCAGCAAAGGCUUGAACUUUGAGUAUUUCUGGGAGAAGGCUAAUGCCAGACGAGGAUACAAACCUCUCCCUCCCCCUCAGCCAAUCCCAACUGUGAACAGUAACCACAGACAGUCUUUGGACACUCCCACUGUGGUGCCGGUGAUAAGUGCUCGCAGCCCUUCGCUCGCUAGUGAGUACUACAUCAGACUGGAGGAGCACACUCCUCAAGACAAGUCCCCAACCCUUAAAGGAAAGCCGUCUGCACGCUCCGACUCAGUCAGCCCCGGAGAUGUGGAGCUUGUGGAGAUUCGCAGUGGAAUGUUGGGAAAAGACCGGGUUCCUUUUUGUUCUUCUCAUAAGAGUAAGACUCUGCAGACAGUCCGGUCGAGUGAAGUUCAGAUCCAGCUGCCAAACACAGGCGUGGUUGAGUUCAGAGACACUUCCAGCAGAGUGACAGACUUCUCUGUGGUGGAUUUAAAUGAGGACGAUGACGAUGAUGACAAGAAAAACAACGGCGGAAAAAAGUACACGGCUUCUCAAGCUCCGGUCCUCCCUCCAAAGCCGCGCUCCAUGUCACUGUCUUCAACCAACCCACUUCACUCGCGCCCCCUACCUGCCCCCCCUCUUGGUUAUAGAGGACUCCCUCAAUACACCAUGAGUGGAAAAAUCGAGACGGACCCCCUUCACAUGAGCUCCUGCCCAUCAUCUACCUUUGAUCACCUCGGGCUUCACCGGCCCCGGCAGACUCUGCCCCCUUCUCCUUCCCUGUCACCCUCCAUACCCCCAUCAAGUCAUCCGGUUUACCCUCAGCCUUCUCAGACAUGUCCUCCCCCUCUUCCUCCCCACUCCAAACCCCAACGAAUUAUCCCCAACUAUAACACAGCCGACGUUUACUCCAGAUACAGCAGGCCACAGAUGCAGAAAGCCUGCGGAGACCCGCUAUCCUGUGACAUGGCUGAGCGAGAGCGGGACACCAGGCCCAGCACCUUCAGGGAGACCUCGCAUUUCCGUUCAAAAGACUUUGAUUCCCCUAUCCGCAGGGAAAACCCUCUGCGACCCAUAUACCAAAACCCCACACCCCGCCCUCAGCCCGCAAACUCUGUGAAUGACAGACAGUCUUCAUCCAGCCCCACCUACUCAGAUGAAGACGAAUCGCCAUUCGUGUCCCCCGAGAGAGCUGGCAAUAAAACAACUGUCACUAAGUCCAGCCUAUCUGAUGACACGGAUCCCGCCACAGCAGAGCUCUUCUCUAGGGGAAUGAAAAGGACUCAGUCACGUCUCGACACAAUUUUGCCUGCCAUUUGGAGGGAGGAUGCUGAACUGCAAGCAGAACUUGUCGCUGCAGCCAAAAAAUCCCCUAUGCAUCUUUUUCUGACAGAGAUUUCCAGCGUGGCCGAGUCCCAUGAGCUCAAGCCGGAGGCUUUGUGGGAUGGAGAAAUGGAGAAACAAAAAGACAAGGACAGAUGGGGUAACUUUGUGCUGCCAGAAAAAGGGAUACGCCGAUCCCAGUCUCUGAUCACAGAAGUUGGCUCGACCGGACAGCCGUGGACACAAGAGAAACACUGGAUAGAGGCCGAGGAGGACAUCACAGUCAACAAGGAACUCCAGAAUGACCUUUUUCUCACAGAAAUCGACACUGGAAGGAUGGGUAUGGAAGGAGGAUCAGACAGUGAUCCGGUGAAGUACCUCUAUCCUACAGGAUCCAGGCUGCAGCCUCAUGGUUCAGAUCUCCCCUCGUACACAGAAGCUGAAGAAGCCUACUCUAAAGGGAUACGAAGAUCCCGCUCUCUUUUGUCUGAUAUCACAGCAGACAAGCAAAAAUCGGAAGUUCCUUUGACUUCAAAGCCAUCGCAGAAAACUGAAAUGACCAGAGAGGAGUUUCUAAAAGAAAUCCAGUCAGCGGAGACCUUUCUGACUGAAAUCAUAUCAAGGCAAAACGUUUGCACAAACAACAAGGAAGCAGAUCCUUCUUACUCCCCUACUCCACUCUCUCCUGAGUAUGAAUCCAUAUGCAUAGACCCAAACUCAGCUCAGACCAUCACGUUCCAGUCAGAGAGCUCCAUAAGAGCAUCCAGCAAAGGUAAAGAUGACCCGCCGACAGAGGCUAUCUAUGCCCAGGUGACCAAACGCGCCAAGAAGAGUGAGAUAAAGGUUUCAGUCAGACCAGAGAUCCCCGUUCUCCACAUAGGAUCCUCCAAACACCAACUGAACACAGACAGCUCGGGAAACAAUGCUGAUCACUGCCAGUCUGGUGGGUUUGUGUUUUCAGAAAUCAUGCCCAAAAACGGUUUGUUACACAACCAAGAGCUUGAGGGUCAGAAAGACGAAGAGGAGUGUUCUGAUGGCCCAGCCUUACCUGCCAGAGGAGAGAAAAUAGACCUGUCGGAUCUCUCUCCUUCUGAAUCCACUGAGAGUGGAACAGAGCCCAUCACUGUGAUACUGCGUGGGAACAAAUCAGACAUGACCAACAAACGCCAGGAUACUGCUGGGAUGGGAAAUGGGGAGAUCACAAAGGAGGAAUUUCAAGUCCAUAGCCAUGAAAGUGAAGAUCAGCUAAAGGGGAGGUCGGAUUCUAACGAAACAGAUGAUUUGAAAAGCUUUAAAAGUGUUCAUGUUAGUGGUAGCAGCAGCUUUGCAGACACAAAUGGAGUAAAUCCAUGUUGGGGCAAUGAAAAUGGUCAAGACAAACCUUGUUAUGUCACGCAAGGGAAGCCCAGUCCUGCAGUCACUCCAGAAUGGGACCCAUCAUCCGACGGGUCCCUCAUCACCCCUACUGACUCAGUCCUGUCCCCCAUGACCUCCAGCUCAGCCGACUGCCUCACACCCAGCGAUUCGUGGACAGCAGCUGGAGGAGGGGGAAUGGGUGGGUGGCGAGCUCUGGGAAGUGACACGCCACAUCGAGACUCUGCCUACUUCUCAGAUAGUGACUGGGAGGGCGAAGGGAUGAACAGGAGGAGCAGCGACGGACUUAUCAGCUCCAGACCAAGCAGCAGUCGAGGGGGCGAGAGGGGAACACUGACAGGUAUAGAGGAGAAAACCGAAGAGGAGGGAGAGCUGAAGGAGAAAAGCCCUUUACGCAACUGUUUACACGUGUUAGAUCACAAAACACAAACUGGGGGAGAAGGAACUGUUGAGAUUUGCAACAAGAUGGAAGAAAUCCAUCAGAAAAUCCCUGAAACUGAAAAUUCUAGAGAUCUUCUAAACAAAGGGCUGGGGUCUACUCAGAGAGACAUUUUUAAACCUGAUGUCAAGGGCUGUACUAACUUAACUGAUACGCUAUUUCAAAUAAUAGACCAUGAACCAUUGAAAGGACUGGUGAUAGACAGCUCCUGCACGGUUGGUGUGAAGUACACCAUGACAAAUUACAACUGUCAGGACUCCAACGAGACCCAUUCAAAUUUACAUUCCAAGAGUUCUGCUGGGACGUGUGAUCCGAUUAAGUUUCUAUCUGGUGGCCAGUCAGAAGACAAGCUUAGGCAGAGCAACGAUGGCUGCAGCACUGUUAUAGAUCUGACUCAAGCAGAGUCCCUGAAAUCACCAACGACAGAUAAGGAAUCUGAACUUCCAUCUAAAAGUGGCGGCAUAGACUUCAGGGUAUCUAAUCUAUGUGAAAUUCCAUCCAGUAAUGAUGUUAGUACGACAGAAACCCAGCUAAGGUGUGAUGGGAAGCUGUUUGGUAAUGAAGUGAACGGUCCAACGUCUCCAUGGUCAAAGCAGGAUGUGGAGGGGGAUAGUCUGGACCAUAGUGAGCUGGGUCUGAGUCUGAGUCUACACAACUCCAAUGCCAGAGAGUAUGACGACAUCUCGAUGGAGACAGACUUGCACCAAGCUUCUGCUGAGCUGAGAACCAGCCCGAAGGGAAACUCCCCCCAACUCAGAGAAGAAAACACAAUUCCCUAUGCUGAAAAAGUGAAUGACAGCUCCCAUGAGAGGCUGGAUGUGACGAGUGAAGACUUGUGGAGCGGCCUAGAGGAGAACGAUGAGAGACCAGAAGCUGGAGCCGUCAGAGGUGAGCUCGACUGCCAUCGCCUGUCCAGGGACACACGAUUGUGGCCUGAUGAGAAUGAUCAGUGGGCCUCUCCGGAGAGAAGGUGCCAAGAAGUUGAGCUGAGAUCAGAGUUUUCCUCUGGGCUUAGUAACACGGCUUGGAAAGUAGGGGGGAGGCUUGAGUUCUGGGAGGCCGAAGAAAACGAUGAACUUGCAGGAAGUGAACCUCACCCUGCUGUCUUGAAAAGCUGUGAAGAGACGUGGCCCAAUGAAGGACAAGGCAACACGUGGAACUCAAAGGCUACUGAAAUCCAGGAGACUGCAGCAGAAAUACAACAAGAAGAAAACAUAGAGAACCUUAAGGACACUGAAACGUUAAAAAACGAUCCGCAAUGCAUCUCAAAGGUUGAAGCAGAAAAUAGAGAAAUUCCUGAGGAUAUCACCUUAGUUCAUAGAAAAACUCUGAUUACAUCAUAUGCAGAACCAUUUAAGACAGAGGAGAACCAGAACUUUAACAGAUGGUCUUCAAGUCAAUUAAGAGUAGACGGUUCGACUUGUGAAAAUCAUUUAAGUCAGGGUUCAGAAAGUUUUGAUAUAUUUGAGAAUCCUCCUGAAAACUUCUCAGACCUGGAAACUGACAAACCAGGUUUGGAUUUAGAAGUUCCAGUGAGACCACAUCUCUCACCGAGACAUUUUGAAGAAAGAACAUGUCCUUCUAACACUGAAGAGGCUUGUGCAGUUCAAUUCCGCCCCAUUGAAACACAGGAUGAAAGAAGUCAGCCGUGUUCAGAGGUGGACAACUUCAGCUCUGUGGAUUUUCCCAGUCCACCAGCAAGCAUAGACCUCGACCUGCAAGAUGAUAAACUGGAGAGCUUAGAUGAUUCCUUCCCUAGUCCACCUCCAUCUGUCAUAGAGGAAAAGGACUUUAUGAGUCACAUGAAUCUUGAAGAUUUUAUUGCCAACGCCGGGACAGAGUCAUAUAUCUCCCCAGUUAACGACACAAAUGAAUCCGAAGCACUUCUGGAAGACUUAACACCAACUCAGAGUAAAGGGAUUUCAGCCAAUCUGAACCCCCCCUCUGUGCAUAUAACACUAGCGGAUGAUGGCGACCUUCCACCCAGCGCUGAAAGUCAUCAUAAUGUUUCCCCGAAAAAUAACUCUUCAAGCCAGGAUCCUCUGAAAAACAUCCCGCAGCUGCUGAUUUCCGAGUGGAAGGAUCUGGACGAGGAGCUUCUGGAGGAUUUUGAGAAACUAGAGCAAUUGUGUUGCAUCUCUGCGAAUGAGGAGGAAACUCUGGGGGAGAUUUUCUUGGGAGAUCUGGAGCUUUUGGAGUCUUUAAAGAAAACUCCUGAACAGAAGGAUGCAGUUGAGGCUUCUUCUACUCCUGAUGAGAGCACAGGGAAAACGAUGAAUUUAAAGGAGGAUGUGAUUCCUGAUAUGAAACAGGAUCUUCCGGAUAAGGAAUCUUCACCUGUGGAUGGAAAUGAGGGGGAGAGAUCAGCGAGUCCUGAUGUGAAGGACCAGGGAUCUCUUUCCAAAAUGACCACAAAAAAUGGCCUCAUGAUGCAGGUGUGUGAGGAGAGGUUACAGUUCUCCCUCAGCGAAAACGUGAAAACAAACGUCCUGUGGGGACGCACAGUAAAAGACACAGUUAUGCUCCGGACCUGGGGGGAACAAGCUGAAGAAAGCGAUGAACUGAUGUCCGUGAGAGAUCAAGAAGAGGAUGAGAGUCACGAGGAUCAAGAAGCUCCGCUCAGCAAUCAGCCGCCGGAACAAUCGGAUAUAUCAACAUCUGAGCCAGUUCUCGAACAACCAGAGAUCAUCAUAUCUCAGCCGAAAACAAACCAGGCGAUGAAAGCAAAGCUAGCACGCUUGUCCCUGGCCCUCCCUCCUCUGGCUCUGAAUCUUCCCCUCACCUCAGGCGGCAAAGGAGGAUUUGGGAACGGUACGAUCGGGAACCGCAUCGGAAGACGAAGGGGUCUGUUGCAAGGAAGCGACCCUGAAGAGGAGGAGGAGGAAGAGCAGGAGGACGAAAGCUCCCGCAGAGUGAUUGUUGUCACAGAGACAGACGUUGACAAGCGCGUCGGUCUGAGAAGUCUGCUGAAAUCCCCCAAGGAGUCGAUGGACAGAGAGAGGGACAGAGGCAGGAACGUGUCCUUUUUUGAUGAUGUCACCAUUUAUCAUUUUGACCAGGAAACUCCAACUAACGAGUUAAGCACUUCAACUCCUACAGGUCCAGUCACCGUCAAAAGCAGCAAGUUGAAUUUGCAUGGGGUAAACAAAAGCAAAGAGGCGAAAAGAAAAGAGGAUUUGUCAAUCAAGCCGCGGUCGCCCGUAGGGGCCGGUCCAGGGACUUCAUCACGCUUCACUGUCAGCCCCGCAGACGACCCACACUUAGUGUGAUCACUGGCGGAAGCUCCUAGGACUGGCCAGUAAUUGACCCACGAACCAGCUACUUACCCAGAGGAUAUUUUUUUAUCAAAUAAGCAACUGGAAGAGUGAGACUCUGGUUCUUAAAGCCGGACAGAUUCCAGGCUUUACCAGCGACAGGAUUUUGUAUGAAAGGGGUUUGCUGAGCUCCUGCCUGCCACUGUUUACAGAGUUUAUUCACAGCUUUUGGCUGCAAAUGGCAGCAUAUGGAAAUGCUGGGAGGAGAGGAAACCUGGAGCUUUGUGAAAUCUGAAACAAAUUUGACAGCUAUGCAGUGGGAGUCUUGCUGUGUACCAGCUUACCUUCUCUUUUCCUGCUUCAUUCAGUUGUGUUAGGUCCCUGCAAGGGAUGCACUUUCUUUAGGAAUUCAUCCUUCAAUGUUUGGAUUCUCGUCUUUCCGGAGGACGUUUUUCAUUGCAGUCAAUUGUUCUUGUAGGCAGCAGUUUGAAAAAGAAGUCUCGACUCCUGUAUCCGAGGUUAUCGCUUGUACAAAUAUCAUAAUACAGGUGUAUACAAUAUCAUUUUUUCAGCUUUUACUUUUAGGUGUAUUCUUAGACUGCACGAAUAAUUGAAGAAGCAAUUUCUUUAUGCUUCUGGUUUUGUUUUUCCUGCAAAUUCCAGUAUUUAUUCUAAUCUUUAAUUAUUUAAGUACAAACAUUUAUUUAUCUAUUUAUUUAUUAUUAUGUAUUUAUUUGGUGCUUUUAGCAUACAGGAAUUUAGGUAUAAUUUAGGUUAUACCGUGUCUAAGCUCUCCAUGACAAAUAAAAUAUUUUCCCAAAACGUCUUAAUUGCUGGAAAAAAAGAAGUAUUUUGUAUAAUUUUACUUGUUAAUACUGUACUGUACUGAACUAUGUCUUGUAAUGUUUCCUUAUUUUCAUAUUAUUAGGAGUCUUGUCAUUCUUUAUCUUGUUUAAUGACCGUUUAUGUAGCUUAGCAUGACAGAACAGAACAGUCUCUCAUCAGUAAAUAAGACCAUUUGCUUGUGUACUUGUUAAUUUAUUUCAUUUUCUACUAAUAACCAUCAAUCAUGCAGCUGAGGUCCAACUAGUCCAUUUGUUUAGUCUGUUUAAAUGUUGGUUUAACCUUGUAUUGUUUAAAAACUGGUUUUCAAAGGGGAGGAUGUACAAGAUGUACAAUAAAAGCUACAAAAUGUGAACCUCUUAUCCAAAAAUU
Molecule: messenger RNA, 9517 nt
Organism: Oryzias melastigma (Indian medaka)
Lineage: Eukaryota; Metazoa; Chordata; Actinopteri; Beloniformes; Adrianichthyidae
Gene: lmtk3
Exons: 16
Coding region: 404-8317 (2637 amino acids)
Biological process (GO): protein phosphorylation
Molecular function (GO): protein kinase activity; ATP binding
Source: RefSeq, a predicted model, not a curated record